CCCGCGCGCCUGUGUGGGGGUGGUGGUGAAGCGGGGGAGCGUCUUGCCGCCUGCCCGCCCGCCCGGGCGCGCCCCCGAGCGCCGCCUCAGCAGCGCCCGAGACUGAGCCAGGAGCGCACGGCCCCCGCCCUGCUGCCACCGCCGCGGGGAACGUGGAUCCUUGAUCAGGACUCUAGCAGAGACCAUGAGCUGUUGCUAGGCUCUAGCCUUCUGACUUUCAGUUUGUGAGGGGAGUUUGAGGCACCGGGGUCAUGGCGGACUGGGUGCUCCUUGGACUGAUUGGGGCAUUGCUUGUACUCCUGCUGCUGACUCUCUUUGGCUUUGCCAUAUAUUCGGGGCUCUUCUCGGAGGUGGUCGUGAGUACUGGCUCGCCCCCCAUCUGCAACAUCACCCUGGCAUACAAGUCGAAAGUGGGGCCCUACAGCGAGUGUGGCAAGCUCUUCAUGGAGAGCUGCAGCAUCUCUCCAAAGCUCUGCUGCAUCGGCGUCUACUACGACCACCCUCACACGGUGCCACCUGAGAAAUGCCGCUACAUUGUGGGCUGCAUCCUGAGCGAGGGGGAGGAGAAGCCGUCAGAGGAGCUGAUCCGACUCUUCAAGAAAUUUGGCUUCAAGAUCUUCUCCUUCCCGGCUCCCAGCCACGUGGUCAUGACAACCUUCCCAUUCACCACACCCUUCUCCAUCCAGCUGGCGGUGAUCCGUGUCCACCCAGCCCUCGACACUUACAUCAAGGAGAGGAAGCUGUGCGCCCAUCCCAGGCUGGAGAUCUACAAAGGAGACCGCAUCUAUUUCAUGUGCCCCCUGGCACGCCAAGGGGACUUCUAUGUGCCGGAAUUUAAAGAGAUGGAGUGGAAGAGCAGAGCAGCAGAGACAGACGAUGCACAGACAGAUAUCACAGGGGCUGACACCCUGAGCGAGACGAGCUCCAUCAGCCUGGAGGCCACGACCGACAGCAGAGAGACUUCAGUGGCCACCUCCAUCCUGUCCCCCUUCACAGCUGGCCGCGGGCGGGAUGAGGCAGACAAUCGCAGCGAGCACAGCUACAGCGAGUCAGGGGCCAGCGGCUCCUCCUUCGAGGAGCUGGAUCUGGAAGGCAACGGCGAUGGGUCGGCAGGGCAGCCUUCUGACCUGAGCUAUGCCGAAGAGCCGGAGACCACAAAGGCCAAGUGGGCUAAGGAGCCCACUGCUCUGGAGAAAGAGAAGGGUGAAGAAUAAACCAGAGUCCUUCCAGCUUCCUCCCCUUUAGUUGGGAGGAACUGAUCUGUCCUGUUUUCUUUCUCUCUAGCCAAGAGAUUUCAGUCAUCGAUUCCCAUUGAGCCCCGCACCCUUCUCCUCUGAGGACAGAUGUUCCGAGUGUUAUAAAGAAGGACAGCUACACUAAGGUGGAGCGUAGCUAGGAGCUGUUCCCCAGGAGCCUUUCACCCACUUGUGUGCUGUAGCAGAGAGCUGGGGGUGCAGUCUGUUUGAUGAGCAGUGAAAUGUUCUUCCAGGCUGCAUGAGUGUAUAAAUGCGUGGUGAGCUCUCUGCAUGAGCUGUGGAUGUGUGUGUGUGUGUAACACAUGUUCUCCCUUUGCCUGUCUCCCUGCUCCAUCCCUCUAUCUCCUCAAGGCAGCCUGGUUCUCCACUGUACAGAGACACAUUGACUGGCACCAAAGAGCAGACAGUGGUUUUAUUCCAUGGAAAAUGGAAAUAUACAAUGUAAAAUUGUCCUCCUGAAACGGAUGUUAAGCUUUUGGGAUCUGUAAUAAAGCAAAUGCUUUUCCUCUGA
Caretta caretta (loggerhead turtle) is the source of this 1767-nucleotide messenger RNA. It is a transcript of the gene TEX264, whose product is annotated as testis expressed 264, ER-phagy receptor. NCBI's taxonomy places the organism in Eukaryota, Metazoa, Chordata, Testudines, Cheloniidae. Gene Ontology annotation, cellular component: nucleus; autophagosome membrane; replication fork. Gene Ontology annotation, biological process: protein-DNA covalent cross-linking repair; reticulophagy. The record is from RefSeq and is a predicted model, not a curated record.